Molecule: messenger RNA, 21952 nt
Organism: Pocillopora meandrina
Lineage: Eukaryota; Metazoa; Cnidaria; Anthozoa; Scleractinia; Pocilloporidae
Source: the annotation of a GenBank genome assembly
UUUUAUUUCUUCCAUUGUUUUUUUGUCAUUGUGGUUUUAUUUCCCUUAAUAAUGCGUGGGGUUGUCGUAGCAAGUAUUUUUCUCGUUGUACACUGUAUGUGUGUAGUUAUAAACGCUGAAUUCGUCCGCGAUCAACCGUCUACAGACGUCCAAAAAUUAUCGAUCUCGAGAAAAUCCCUGAACUCUCAUCGACGUUUUCGCCGAGACGCGAAACACGAGGAUGAAAAAGAUGUAGUCAACGUAGGAGGAGACGGGAAAUGUGACAAUCCUGCCGUGGAUGAAAGCAGUAAAAUCGAAGAUAAUCCAGUAAGUCUAGUGCAUUUUGCAGUUUUGUUUUUUGUUUACAAAGAACAGCCAUAUUUCCGCAUCUUGUAACAACGGUAGUUGCAAUUCAUUGGAACCUUUUUUCUUUUUUGAAGUGGAAGUUUGAAAACGAAACAAAGAUGAGUAUUUCCAUCAGCUGGAUCGGUAAAAAACAAACUGGAGAAGCUGCGGUGAGUAGAGCUUUUAAUCACGACCCUUAUUUUUUCGCUUUACGAAAACUACGUCGUUUACCUCAGCGAUACCGAUGCAUCUACCAACUGAAAUUAGUACUCGGUUUAAUUUACCUAGUGCGGAUCACAUGAUGAUCGGUGAUGUUUAGACAGAAUUAUAGGCUCUCAGUAUGUGCAAACUUUCUAUCAAACCUUUGCUCGAUCUUACGGCUCUAGCAAGUGUUUUUGUUUUUAAAUUUUAGGUGCUUUUUAUCCCCUGCAGUUAUUGUUUACCAUAAAUCAUAAAAUGUCGGCUAUUAAAUUAUGAAGGACAAAUUACCAUGGUAUCCAAAAAUUCCUCUAGGAAUGCCCUUUUUUCUUAAGAUAUAUGCGCAUGAAGUUUUGGCUCGCAGUUUUUUUGUUUUUUUUCCUAACAAAGGCAAAUGUAACAUUUACAGGGAAAGAUUUAGACGAAUUUCCAUGAGAUUGUUUAAAUUUGACAUGGAGUGGUACUAUUAAAUAUCAAAUGAUUUUUAAAUCUUUACAGAUACAGAUACAAAUUGAAUUUUAUGUCUGACUGCACUGAUUAAAAAAGCAGUUGUUUAUUUUCUGUUUUAACACACUUAAACAAAUAAUGGGUGAAAGAAGCAUGUGUGGGUGAUUAAUAGCCAAAUUCCCCUCAUUAAAAAAUCAUUAAACAAAAAGAAUUAAAGAAGAGAUGAAAAUAAGGAAAUGGUAGAAUUCUGCUGUGUCUUGUAAAACUGAGGUAGAUUGAUGAUCAAUCUACAGUGUAGCUCUGUGGAGGUAGAUUGAUCAUCACAGUAAGUCAACCCUUUCAUUCCCAAGAUCUUGUCAGUAAUUCUCCUUACUGUCUGCCACAAAAUUAUUAUGAUGUUGAUUCUGGUAAUUUGGUUACUGCUUACUUAUAAUCUCCUUUGUGAUAUUUUCCUUUAUUCUCAUCACUAGACUGCUAUUAUAAGGAAAAAUUUUGCCCUGAUCAGUUUUGGGGUAAACAGGUUAAGUUAGGUUUUUUUUUACAAGUUUUUGUGAAUUAACCCUUUAAUUCCCAGAAGUGAUUAACAUAAAACUUCUCCCUACAAUAUCCAUACAUUCUUCAGCAAACAGGUGAUGAGAAUAUUCAAACUUAUCAGGUAGAAGCUGCUAUCUUGAUCUAGCACCAAGUUCUCAUAACUAAUUUACAAGGAAAUGUGUAGCAGCUACAGGGGAGAAUUAACAAUCAGAUCUUGGGAGAUAAAGGAUUAAAAGGAAGUACUAUAUUGAUUUAAUUUAGUGUCCUCAUUCCAAUUCCACUGUUGCAUAGCACUUUCCAAGGGCUUUGGGAGAUAUAUAAAACUGUAUAAAAGUUGUUUGGAAAUAACUCUUUAUAAAAAUAAGUAAUUUAAAAGUUUAUGUUGUUACUAAAUGCUUUUUAAAAAAAUGAAAUUGUAUAUUACAUUUCUCUUUUAUGUCUUUCUUUCAGACAAUGCUACUGUUGGCCACAACUGAGCUGAUGUUUUUCUUCAGCAAACCUUCAGACCUUUACAAAAGGUAAAAAAAAAAAAUGGAUAUUGUUAUCAUUGUAAAUAGUGAUCAAAUGUAUUCGUAUGCCUUUGGUCAAAGUAAACACAAACUGCCUGGAUGGCUGGUCAUUUUUUUUGUACAUGUAAUUCUGGUUGAGAUAUGUCGUAGUUAGUAGUUUUGUAAGGACUGUUCUGUUGCACAGUUUGUUUUUUUCUAUUCUCCAAAGUUGAGUUGUGAAAAUCAAAAUGACACAAUGAAUCUUCAGGAGGCAGCUUAGUUCCAGGAGGAACUAUCUGAAGCUCCUCUCUAAUGAAUCUAUGCUUUGAUCCAUCUUUCAGAUAGUAGAGAACUGGCUCUCCUUCAUUCACAAUUGAUCUAUCUAUGUUGUUGACCUUCGUAGACUUGAAGCUCUUUUCUGUCUGCCUUCCAACUCACCAGUUGCAUACAAGUACCUCACAUUCUUUGAGGAGUUGAAUGUCCUCUCCUUCAAGCCAACAUGUCUUGAAUAAGGGGUUGAACUCUUUGCAUCAAUCACCUUUAGUUAUCAUUGAUCGCCUUAACAGGACUCUUUCCCAUUAAUUGAGUCACUUCAUGAUUCAAAGCUGAGAGAACUUUUAGAAGUCUUUUCAACUGUUCAGUAAAUCUCUUUCGGGAUGGGAAAUUCAUCUACUGACCUGAUACUGAAAACUGAACAAACCUUCACCCAAAGUUUGAUGGAUUUGCUCAAUGAUUCCUUGAUCUCUGUGAUGGUCCACAUUCCCUCUCCUUAUCCUCACAUCAUGCUUUUCCAUUUCUUUUGUGACAUCACCUAUGAAUUCAUGCCCAGGAUCGACCUUAAGAACUUUUGGCCAUUUUAGUGAUCCUCUCUAAUAAAUUCUCUAAAGAAUCCCUUGAAGUUAGUGGUUCAGCAUCUUUGUCACCAUUUGCACUCAGAAAUUUUCUUCUACAUAAGAAGGGGAUGGCUUGUUUUCCUUCUUCCUUUCUGAUAACUAGUUUUCCUUCUUGAUGGAAUACCUUGGAUUCUUCUCACUGCUAUUGUUCUUGGCAAUGGAACUGUUUGAGAACUUUUUGGUCUUGGCAAAGGGAUUGUAUUUUCAACCUUUUUUGUUCUUGACAAAGGGAUUGGUUUCUGUCUGUUCACUACUAAUUAACAUGUAUGGUGUUGAUCUUAGUUUUUCAUCCACAUUCUUAAUGCCAAGUGUCUUUUGUAGCUCUGGCUCUGUGAGGUACAAGGUGUUUUUCAUGUUUUUUCAUUUCAAAAUAUCUCUCCUUUUUAUUUAAGAUGAAAAAAAAAAUACUUGUAUUUAUCAUCUUCAAUAAAAUGAAGAAAAAACCCUUUUUUCGUCAGAGGAGAAAAGUUCAGAAGAAUAUUCAUGAUUCUUAAUGAUAAAUUUUUGGAAGGCAAGACUGUUACAGUUAAAGAAUUGUGAUACUGGUUACUCACUUGAACUCGACACAUUGCAGAAGUUUGAUAUUUGCAUUUGAAAAUGCAUUCAACUCUUUGUCUGAAUACCUGAAUUCAGUUCACAAAUCUUGACAAGAAUUUGAUUACCAGAAGAACAGAGUAAAAAUAUGGAAUGACUGAUAAGAUUUGAAUAUGAUGUUGAAAAUCCUGAGAGAUUUACAAUAAGGAAAGUAAGGGAUGAAAAUUUCAUCACGGAAAGCUUUUAUGAUGACCAAAGGAGAUAAAGGUUUCACUAUUGAUAUCUUGAAUAUUCAUCAUAGCAAGUAGCAUGUGCUGUGGUUCAGCAUACUACGUGAAAGACAAUAACUAGCAUUCCAGAUCUCUUUAGCUACUGUUAAAGUUGAGAAAAGAUUUUUCAUUUAGUUCAAGAGUUACAAAUUGUUAGGGAGAUCUGAAACGUGUCAAUUACAUACCUUUGGAAUAAUGUGUCUUUACAAUGUAUACACUUAUGUCUUGAGAUGACCAAAGAAAAGCCGUGAUUCAGUUGCUUGUCAAAUGUGACUCUUAACUCUUUCUGCUGAAUGUUCACAGAAAACCAAGUUUUUUUCUGAUAGUCUUUCUUGAUCUGUUCCUUCAGAGUUUUGAGAUCAACUUUCUCACUGUUUUUAGGAGAGUGUUGUCUGAGCUUCUCUUUCAAAACAUGAUAUUGCUCAAACUCAGGCAAUAUCAAGUUGAAAUUCAAUAUCUAAGAUCAUGGUGGAUUGUUAUCAUGAAGAAUAAUUUACUGCUUCAAAAGGUUUUUCUCUGACAUCAAACAUCCCAAAACGAUUGAAAUAUCUCCAUGAAAGUGACUGUUGUCUUUGUCUAAGAGAUCAGUUUAUUAUGUAGCUGUUCAGUGAAGCCAAUUGACAGAUCAUAUUGUCUCCUUGUUGCUAAUGACAACCAAUCCCCAGUUGUGAAAAGAUCUGUAUCUAAGGAGUUUAAAAUUCUGAGAGCAUUUUUCAAUGAAUUCAUCAAAAUUUUUAGUCCCUCUUUAUCCAAUGUAUUUCCGCGGGCUUUUUGCAAGACUUUCAAUAUUUUAGUUUCCAGCAGGAAUUGUUUCAGCAGAGAAUUGUCUUGUACAUCAUCAAAGCUUGGAAAAAUUCAGGCUUUUUGUUGGGAUUCUAACCUGCGAUAUGUCUUGAAUGUAAGGCAGAUGCCAUACUGUCAUGUGAACUUUUUUGCAGGGACUACAUAUUUCAUUUCUGUUGCAAUGACUUUGAAGACAGUACUUCCUAAUUUUUUUUUCCUUAAGAUGUGAAUUGAACUUGUCUGUACUUAAUUUCAGAAGGAUAGAUGGUAAAUGUAACUUCUUUUUCUUGUUUUCUUGUUUCAGUGAGGACUUUGGAAAAACUUUCAAACAUGUGAAUGCUGAAGUUUUUAAUAUGCAUAUCAGAAAAGACAGUGGAAUCUUAAAAAGCUCAGUUAACCCUAAUAAGGUUAGUAACUCUCCCAUCUUGUGUCUCUACAUUUCCUUGUUAAUUAUGGCCAAGUUGAAAUAAUAGGGUAAUUUAGCAUUCUCAACUGAGUUGAUGAUGUAAAUUUGGCCACCAUUAAGAGUUUUAAAGCUGACGGUUUGAGCAUUAGCCCUUUGUUAUUUGCUUUGAUGAAAAUGUCAGCUUUUAAACUCUUUAUGGUGGCCAAUUUAUGUUAUCAUCUCAGUUGAUUAUGCUAAAUUACCCUGUUGUACACAGCACCUCAGUUUCUCUAGAAACUUACCACUUUCAUUAAGUUGAGAGAAUGUUGUAUUUUAUCAAGAAAACCCUUAAAUGACUAGUUUGUCUAUUCUUAUGACCUGUUUCUAUAUUAAGUAUUGAUCUUGCAAGGAGAAGCUGCACAUUGAUCAUGAAGUGGGUUUGAUUUCUUGGGGAGACUGAACAAUUUUGUUUGUUCCACACUUUUGACAAGACAAAUAACAGCUUCCUUUACUGAGCUAUUGUCAUUUCCACUGUCACCUCAGUCUGAAUACUAACUGGGACUUAAACCCUUCAACACCCAAGAUUUGAUUAUUAAUUCUCCCCUCUAGCUGCUCACAUUUCCUUGUAAAUUAGUUAGGAGAAUUUGGUUUAGAUCAAGACAAAAAUUUCUACCUGAUAAUUGUUUAGUAUUCUAUUCCUUUCCUGCUAAUUAAUGUAUGGAUAUCAUGUAUUAGGGAGAAGUGGCAUGUUUUAAAAUCACAUCUGGGAGUUUACAGUUGAAUGUGCUAUUUACCAUUAUACCACAUUAUCAUCAACUUAUUUAGCUGUUCUCUUGACUGAUGCUUUGAUUCUGUUUAUUUUUAUUUGUAGGUUAUUCUAGUUUCCCAUAGCAUUCCAUUUUUCCCAACACAAUCUGGCCUGGUUAUCACCAAAAAUGGGGGAAAAAGUUGGGAGAAGAUGAAAGUUCCAUUUCAGAUCAGUGGACCACUUCUGUUUCAUCCAUGGAAGGAAGAUUGGAUCUUGGCAAGGGCUGUUGUUAAUGGGAUGGUAAGAAGGUUUGACUGUCAGAUUGUCAUUAAUGAGUUACUGAUGGCUUUUCAAGAACUUUCUAAUUAACUGACUCAGACCAACUUUGUAAGUGACUUGCUCAAUAACUGAUGGCAUGAGUGAAUGACUCACUGACUGAUUCUUUUGGCUGACUAACUUACUGACUGACUUAUAGACUGACUGACUUACAUACAUACUGAUUGACCGACAGACUUACAUAUUGACUGACUGACUUACAGAUUGACUGACUGACUGAUUGACCUGUAGAUUGACCGACUGACUUACAAAUUGACUGACUGACUGAUUGACCUGCAGAUUGACCGACUGACUUACAAAUUGAUUGACUGACUGACUUACAAAUUGAUUGACUGACUUACUUACUGAAUGACUUGCAAAUUGACUAACUGACUAACAGAUUGACUGAUUGACUGACUUACUGAAUGAGCAGCAGAUUGACUUGCUGACUUACAGGCUGAUUGACUGAUUUAAAGAGUGAUCAAUUGUGUGACUCACUGAAUGACUGACUGACUUCCCAACUUGCAGAUUGACUAACUGACCUAUAGAUUGACUGACUGACUGAUUUAUUGAAUGACCUGCAGAUUGUCUAACUGACUUACAGAUUGACUGACUGACUUACAGAUUGACUGACUGACUUACAGAUUGACUGACUGACUUACAGACAGACAUACUGAUUAAGAGAGUGAUCCAUUGUGUGACUCACUGAAUGACUGAUUUAUUAAGAUCACUUCCUUGAAUUUUGUUGCUGUCAAACAGGCCAACUUAAAUGCAAAAUUUGCAUCAACAAACCAUCUUGUCUCCUUUAUAUUUUAUAGGCAUAUUUAUCAACAGACUUUGGACAGAACUGGAAAUUUUUACAGAGUUAUGUUAGGAGCUUAAAAUGGUAAGAGAAAAGGCGAGAUGUUAGUUCAAAAAUUUCCAAGCAAGUUCAAGUUUUAGGUUUCUUUGUUUUAUUGAAGUUGUUUGAAACAAAUGAAAAUGAAAAUCAAACUGGGGUGAACAUGUUUAUUAAAAGAGGCAGGGAGAAAUUUGAACUGGAACAUACACUGUUUGUGUAUACCCAACUAGAUGUCAUCUUUAUGUCAGAGGAACUUUUAAAUGUUGUUGUUUUGAUUUGGUCUUAGGGGUGCCAUCACAGAUAUGAAAAAGGAAGAAAACACAAUUUUAAUGACAGUCUCAUCCAGUGAGUAACCUUUUGGUGACUGUGCAUUAAUCAGCUUGUAAACAUGUAGCUACUUUGAAUUGUUUGAUCUAUUGUGUUUGUUGUCUUGCAGUUCUGGAAAUAGCUUGUUAUUUUAAAGGGGUGAUAAUGAUAUUUUGAAAUGUCAUAGCUUUUGGAAAAGGUUCAAAACAUUUUUUAAAUUCUCGUCAACCUCUUAUGAGUCCCAAAGUUUUGUGCACAGAGGGUUGUAUCUUGGUCUUGAAGUCUUGCACUUGUUUUAUACAGUGAACAGAAAGCUCCAUUAGUUAAUCACAAAUCUGGAAAAAAUUCACAUAAUUUCAAAACUCCUAUCCAUGUUGAGCAGAGAACAGAAAAUUAUUUUCUUAAGUUGCCAUGCAUGUAUCUGCCUUGAUAAUAUUAUGGGCAAUGACCAAUCAAAGUGCAUGCAGUAUUCCAUUUUAUGUUUUGUGUAAAUGUAAUGUUGCCAAUAGAUCAGUUUUAAUCGAAGAAAGUGUUUAAUUUUAUUGAUACUGUAAUCAUAUGUGUCUUUAAAAUAAACAGAUGCUAAUAGCUUCCUAAAAGGAGAAGCCAAGUUGCUUAGAUCAAGGGACCUUGGAGAAAAGUUUGAAUGUAAGUUUUAAAAAAUAGCUUUAAAUGAUAAGAUAUUUUUUGAUGACCCAGACAUUACCUACAGAACAAGUUAGAAGAAUAAUUUCUGCUCUCUUUCAACCUAGUCCAUACACUUUGAAAAAAUUCUUCCUUUUUGUGAUAUGAUGUAGUCAGUUCUGUUGAAGAUCACAAGGCUUUGACUGCAUAGGCCUCGUGUCUCUUCGUCAAUUGAUUCAGUUGGUAAGAUUGAUAGAUCAGACAUUAUACGUUAUACAGUAUGCUUUGCUCAUAGUGGAGCUAUUAUUGAUAGCUGAAAUGUAGAUUAACCAUUUUAUCUAGAAGUGAUCAACAUGCAACUUCUCCCUGUAACAUCCAUAUUUAAUCCAGUUGACAGGUAAUGAGAAUAUUCAAACUUAUCAGGUAGAAGUUGAUGUCUUGAUCUACCUUAGCACCAAAUUCUCGUAUCUAAUUUACAAGGAAAUGUUUAGAGGCUAGAGGAGAGAAUUAACAAUCAGAUAUUGAGAGUUGAAGGGUUAAGACUUUACAUUUGGACGAUUUUCACUUCACUUUUUUUGUGAUUUGCUUGCUUCUCUUAGCUAUCCACGUUCAGCAUGUUUACUCCUUUGGACUUCAGGGCCACUUCCUCUUUGUCUCUGUGCGCCACAAUAUGGUAUGUUAAUCCUAUUCUUUACAUGAUGUAUUACAUCCAUUUUGAAAUCACUGUGAUCUUUGCAAUCUGAUUGGCUCUCAUUGCUGCAAUUUAUUCUCGAAUUGCACCAAGUUCGAGACUUUUCAAAGGCGCAAUGUGGUGACGGGGAAUCAAGAAAUGAUUGCCAGUAGAAAAAUUUUAAUCAUUGGUCGCUGGCAAUCUACUUUGUUUGUCAGCGUCGUUGGAAAAAUAUAACAGGAUAAUUUAGUAUUAUCAACUGAGUUGAUAACGUAAAUUGGCCACCUUAAAGAAUUUCAAAGGUGGCAUUUCGAGCGUUAGCCCUUCGUCAUAGCGAAAUAUAUUUUGAAGGCUCACGUGACUUCUUACGACUUUUAAAACCCGUAAGCUUCACAGAAAACUGAUGAAACAUGAGCCCCUAUUCCCGGAACCCAACCGGGACUGAAGGACUUAAAUGUCUAGCUUUUACCAUGUCUUGAUUAAUGUCUUUUAUCUAAAAAAAUAUGGAGCGUGAGACAAAACAUUUCAAUAAAAAGUGUUCAGCAAGAAAUAAUCUUCAAUUAUAGAACUUAAUUUGAAACAGCGAACAAUUAAUCGCGGAUUGAAUAUAGAACAACUGGGAAAACUUCCAUUAUUUACACUAUACUUGGCAAUUGCUUGGGACAUCUGAAGAGAAGGAGGUGCCGACAACGCGUUGGUGAUAAUUAUACGUAUAGUUUUUUCUUUAACUAAUUCUUGAAAAUUAUCAAAAAUUGUCUUGAUCGCCAAACACCGGCCACCAAUUUGCCAACUUUCACUGCAAAUUUAGUGAUCAAUAUUUUUUUCUACGUACUUUGUUUACCAAAAUGGUGUUAGUUUGGAGUGUUAUGGACCCAUUUAUUAUUUAUUCAUAAAUUUUUAAUUUACUGUCCUUCUUUUCAGAAUAACAAUUCCCGCACCAUGCAUGUGUCUAAGAAUGGAGGAGAUUCAUGGGACCCUGUACAAGUGCCAACUGUAACGCCAGAAAGGGUAUUGUCGCUUAUCAUUGAAACAUUCGUGUUAUUUAUAGAGCAAUAGCCUGCAGAGCAGGCGUAAUUUUGAUGAGGGAGUGCUUAGUAUUUUCUCAGCGAAAAUUAUGGCCGCCAUCUUUGAUUUUAAUGGCAACGGAAGGUUGGGGAGAGAAAGAAAUUUGUACUAAGUGGGCGGUUGACGGUCAAAAAUAAGGAGAGGGGUGGGGGUGGGGGUGGGGGAGUGAAGAUUACGGCGUCUUUUCGCCCAUCCCCUGCCUAUCCCCCCACUGUCCACUCUAGCUCCAAAUCAAAUAUGGCCGGUUGGAUAAACGAUCGCGAUAAGGUUAGCUCGCCAAAUAAGACGCCUGCACUGCAGGCUCAUCAAGUUAGAGCUAGGCUGUCCAUGAGUUUGAAACUGGAAGGCAAAGACGACAAAGAAAUUUGCCUUCAAGUUAUUGUGGACGUUACUUAUCAAAUCACACUUACAUGUCUCAUGUAAGACGGCAAACUGUUAAGUUAAAAUGUGUCAGGCAUUCCACUGAGUUUGCAGGAGCUUAGAGAAAAUUCUGAGCGAGGAACUAUGCUCUCAGUUUCUCUCAAAACUGAAAAAUAACCGCAUUGUGAAUUUCUUUGAUGUUAUUUUAAUUAUUGUAAGAUUUUAUCAGUAAUUAGGGUGAAAUAAGAUGAACAUAGCUGGCUUAAGACGCCAGACAAGCCUGCAGUUUUGGCUAGCUAUCAGUUCUUAUUUUGACCGUUGUGAGACUUUAACCAAGUUAUCUUUAUCUUUUUAACCUUUUAACCCCUAAGAGUGACGGACAUCUAAUUUCUCCUUACAAUAUCACCCAUAAAUCAAACAUAAAGGUCAUGAGAAUAAAGGAAAGGAUCACCACCUAAAGAAUCUCUUGAUUGUUGAACAAAUUCUCCUUGUCAGAACCCUAGGAAAUGUCCAGAGAGUAGUGUGGAGAAUAUGCAUACUGAUGUUAGGGAGUGACAUGGCCUUGGUUGGCCAAUUAUCUUGUCUGCUGACAACCAGUUGUCUAUACAAGUUCUAUUUAUGCCACAUUCAAAUCCUUUAUCAGAGAAAAUCUUGAAUAUCAAAUUAAGUGUCCUGUCAUUAUCUACAGGAAAAACUAUUUUCAUGUUAAGGACACGGUAGACCUUUGCGGGUGUCCUUCGCCAAAAAAAGUAUUGUCAACUCGCUAUUUAAAGUGUAACCGCCAUAAACUAUAAAUCAAUGGAAAGGUUAUGAAAUGUGCCAUCCGGCAAAAAAUUGUUCGGUUUUAGCUUUUGAUCGAAUCGCAAAACGACUGUAGCCCGUAGCCACUCAAGUUGAUCAUUCCUUUUUUCUUGCACAGUUUUAUUCCAUCAUGGACAUGUCGGAAGGAAUGAUUUUUCUUCAUGUUGAUGAUCCUGGAGGUUUGUUACGUUCAUUCAUCUUAAAUUCUACUUUAUUUUUAUUUGCCAGUGUAUCUUUUGUUUUGUUGUAUAAAUAAUCUUGCAAUUAUGUGAAGGAACAGAAAUGGCACAGUGGUGAGAGCGCUCGUCUCCCACCGCGGGGCUUGGGUUCCAUUCCCUGGACCUGGUGUCACAUGUGGUUUGAAUUUGUUGUUGGUUCUCUCCCUUGCUUCAAUAGCCUGCAGAGCAGGCGUCAUUUCGGAGAGCGAGUGCUCAGUAUUUUCUCAGCGAAAAUUAUGGCUGCCAUCUUUGAUUUAAAUGGCAGAGGAAGGCUGGGAAGAGAAAGAAAGUUGUACCAAGGGGGUGAGUGACAGUCAAAAAUAAGAAGAGGAGUGGGGGUGGGGGAGUGAAUAUUUUUCGCCCUUCCCUGCUCCUUCCCCCCACGGCCGUCUGUAUCUCCAAAUCGGACAUGGUUGAAUAGACGAUCGCAAGAUUCGUAACGUUAACUCGCCCUAAUAAGACACCUGCACUACAGGUUAUUGCUUGAAGAGUUUUUCUCCGCGUCUUUCAGUUUUCCUCCCUCCCAACCAACAAUCUAAUUCCAAUUCAACCUGGAAAGGGUGGACAAGAAGAGCAACCCUGCUAAAUUCCAAUUAUAAUAAUUCCAGUCAUUUUUAUUAUAAUUAUUAUUACUAUUAUUAUUGUAAUUCUUAUUAUUUCUAAUGUAAUAACGGUAUUUCAAUUUUAGAUACUGGUAGAGGAGUGUUGUACACCUCAGAUGCUGAUGGAAUUGUGUUCGGUGAAUCGCUCCGAGACCAUGUGGUACGUUAAGCAGGUGUCUCUUUUAUAGCGGAGCUCGCAGAGCGUAGCGCCAUAAUUAUACAAAAUAGUAGUAACCCAUCAAGCCGAAAAAAAUUUGGAUGUAUGACUGAACAACCAUACGACCGUACAAGGUACUACUUUUAACAUGCAUGGUCAACUGUACCGCAGGCACGCCAACGCCACGGCUUUGUCCAGUAGUCCAGUGGUCAGUGCACUGGGCUCCGAGUCGGACGACCUGGGUUGUAGUCCUGGCCGGGGCAAGGCGUUGUGCCCUUGAGACGUGUGGGUUAAAAAAAAAUGCGAGCUCCGCUUUUAGGCUUGGCUAAAUCUAUAUAUUAAUCUAAAUGUACUAGAUUGAAAAGAAAAUCAUUUAUGGCCCAUAGUAGCUUUCCUCCAUUGAACCAUUUGACCCCAACGAGUGACUAGCAUCUAAUUUCUCCUUACAAUAUCACCACUGAAUUAAACAUUAAGGUCAUGAGAAUAAAGGAAAUGAUCACCAAGUAAAGAAGCUCUUGAUUGUUAAGCAGAUUCUCCUUGUAAGCAGCUUAGAAAAUGUAAAGAGAACAGUAUGGAGAAUGUGCAUCUUGAUAUUAGGCUGUAAAGGGUUAACCCUUUCGCUCCCAGGAGUGGCUAAAAUGAAAUUUCUCCUUGAAAUGCCAAUAGGUUUUUAAGCAGAAAGUUAUUGAGGAGAAACUAGGAGACAUGUUUGAUUAAACGCCAAAUUCUUCGCACUCAAAUGGUGAGAAAUUUUUGGAAGAUAGUGCAGAGACUUGAUGGUUAGAUCUUGGGAGUGUAAAAAUCAACCCACUUGUAGCCAAAUUGUUAAAGAAGGUUUUUUUGUUUGUUUGUUUGUUAGUACACAAACUAUGGGGAGGUAACCGAUUUCUACAAAGUGGAAUCAAUGAGAGGCACUUACUUAACAGGCCGCAUGAACCAAGGUAAGUAUCGUAAUAUUUAAUAAACCCUGAAGCUAAAGUCUUGCAAUAGAAUUUUCUAAACGCUUGAUUUAUAGACAGUACUUGGAUCUACACUAUGAUGUACAAACUCGCGCGUUGGUAUGUACUAGAAAAAUUGUCAGGGCAAAUUUGUUGAAUUUUCUUUGGGGUAGUUGAUCCGCUAUUGGCAAAGCUUCAACUUCUUACACAAACGUUGAGACACCCCGAAAAAUAACAGUGUUGUUCAUCAAAAUUGAUUAUCAAUGAAACAGUGGCUACAAAUGAGGACAUUUUAAAAGUGACCCUGAUAACAGAAUCGGCUCUGUAAGCUUAUGUUUUACAUCGUUAUUUAGUCAUGACAUUUACAGUGUAUAAAGAUAUUGUGAUACCAGGAAAUAUGCAUACCUGGUGAUGGAAGUAGUUUUUUUCUCGAAGUGAUGAGGAACAGCUACUCAGAUAGAAGAAUUCCGUUCGAAAAUGAUGACCCGUUUAUAUUUUCCGAGUACGAACACGUAUACACAUGUAACAGUACCUUGAUAAGGUCGGCUUGCAACGAACAAGUCUUCAUGUAGUUCAUGGAGUUGUAGUAUUUUAGUGCGGUCAGUCUCUUCUUUAAAACAACUACGUGUCAAUAAUGGAAAAGCAAUAAGCUAGCUCACACGUACUAAUGAGACAGACGCGUAUGUCCUUAGGUGCGUAUAUGAGCAGUUUAUACGCGAAUACGCUGAUAUUUAUACGCACAUACACUUGCAUUUAUAAGCAUAUUAUGUCGGUUGACGUAAUUCUAAGCGGUAUUGAGUUUUGACAAAGUAUGAAAUCCUUGAAGAAAUUGUAAGUGGGAAAUGAACAACCCAGUAGGUUAUUUCCUAGUUUUAAAAACGCCAACUUUCGGAAAAAGGAGGAAGAAAAAGCUUUUUUUUUUUUCUUUUUGAAAGUGAGUUUUUUAUGCAUGAAAACGAAAUAUCAUUACAAUUACCUUCGUUUUAAAGCACAGGCUUUGAGCAUCACGGAAAUGGCUUAGAUACCGUUAGCAGUAAAUUUUUGAUGAACUUUCACAUAUCAGGGGAGUAGGGGUGGCGCAGUGGUGAGAGCGCUCGUCUUCCCCUACCGUGGCCCGGGUUCGAUUCCGGGCCCUGGCGUCCCAUGUAGGUUGAGUUUGUCGUUGGUACUUGUCCUUGCUCUGAGGGUUUUUCUCCGCGUCCUCCGGUUUUCCUCCUUCCACAGACACUAAUAUUCCAAUUUCAGUUUCGACUUGGAAACAGUGGAUAAGCAGCGCCAUCUCGUGCAAUGUCCAUUACUAAAUUCUAAUUUAUUUCCACGAACUGUUUAUUUUACACGUAUAUUUAUUUGUUCUCCAUUUCUUUGUAACUCCUCAGACAAGAGUAUAACGUCAAUGAUUAGUUUUAACCGUGGUGGUGAGUGGAGCACUAUUCCCUUGGCGGAUGAACAAUGCAAGAACGUCAAGCGAGAGGUAUUUCAUGAGCACCUCGUGUACAAUAACGCCAUAGGCUGAUACGGUUCUCUGUUCAGUUACGUUCUGGUCAACAACUAGAUUAGAGCAGUUUUCGAAAUUGAGUGUCGUAAAACCAAAAGCAAAGUAAUCCCAGUGACUCAGAGUAAUCCUAGUGAAAGCAAGCAAAUUGGUCAAGCGCGGGAAAACGCGGACGACCAAGCCCCGAUUAUUUUUAGUUUGGCUUUUGAUUGGUUGAAAGGAUGGCGCGAGUUUUCUGGACCAAUCGCAAGGCAAAGUUAAGUAAAACCUUUGCAAUCCCAGAAUACUUUCGACACUCCAUUGAAAAUUGCUCUAUCAGCGUAAGAUAACUGUUGCUCAGUUUUUUUUUUCAGUUAUGAGGAUUGAAUUCAUAAGGGCGACAGGAACGUAGUGAUUUUCACGCUUUGUAGUUCAACCCACGUGGGUCUUUGUGAAUGCUUUUUUGCCCGGGGCACAAAAUGGAAGAUUCAGUCAAAUUUCUGGCAAAUGUGUGAUCGAGAACGCUUGACAAAUUUGAGAACUGGCUGCCUCCGAGAAAGCUUUUAAACGACAUUCGACUUAGAGGAAAAACUGUUGUUAGCAAAAUGUUCGUUCGAUCAUAGAAGUGGUUACUUAAUAGGAUAGCCGUUAACCCUUUAACCCCAAAGAGUGACUGGCUUCUAAAUUCUCCUUACUAUAUCAGGCCUGAAUCAAACAGUAAGGUCAUGAGAAUUAAAGAAACGAUCACCCAUUCAAGAUGCUCUUGAUUGGUCAACAAAUUCUCCUUAAAGUACCAUAGGAAAUGUUUAGAGAACAGUGUGGAGAGUGUGCAUGCUGAUGUUAGGGUGAAAAGGUUUAGGAGAAAGUAUACUGUAUAUGCACAGUAGCGCAGAAAAAAACUAUUUUGUUUUAUUGUAUUCAGAAUGAAAACUUUUGAUUGUGAAUCUAUCAGCCAGGUGAGAAGUGCUCUCUUCAAAUCCAUGGCCGUUUCAGUCGAAGCAGAGGUGUAGAGUUUGCCAUGGGUCCCUUGAGCAUUCCUAACGCGGUUGGUAUCAUACUUGCUCAUGGUAAUGCGGGUAGUGCCUUGAACAGAAACGUGGACGUGUGGAUGACACGUGACGGAGGGUACACGUGGAAUAAGGUAGGUUCAAGUGAAGACCAGGUCUCCUUUGCGGCCUUUGAUUGGUCACGUCACGCAGCGCUUUAUUGCGAGAGUGAGUUACGUGACGGAACUAAAUGAUGGCUGCAAAGGAUGCUAAUAUUGUUCAGAAGUUUGUUUUUCUCUCUGGAUCGAAUGAAAGCUACAGACGGGAAAAGAUUGGGAAGAGAUUGAUAUCUCCCCAGCCCUUUCUGUAAACAGGUUAUAAACAGUACAAACAGUGCACAAAUUGUGGUCUUUCGCAACAUGGGUCCCUUGGAUCUUCCCGCGCUUCAGGGGGUUGGCUUCUUUUUACUUUGAGUACAGUGUGGCUCCUGGAAAAGUUUUUUUCGCUUUUUUCUGAUUCGUCGUUGUGAUUGCGUGGCUGUAGGUUUUCCUUUUCUUAGCUCUUUGAUUGGUUUAGAAAAAUCGCGCCACUCUCUCAACCAAUCAGAUGCGAAACUAAAACAAAUCCCAAUUUGGUCGUCCGCGUUUUACCCGCGCUUCAGGCAGUUUUCUUGUUUUCAAUUUGAGUUCUCGUUGGCUCUUAAAGGUAUUUUCUUUUCUUCUGUUUGACGACAUCUAAUCGAAAAGUGCUCUAAAACACUCAAUCGCAAAGCGUUGCAUUAGUGAUAUCUGUUGUUUGUAGGUUCUGAGUGGCUCGCACCAUUACUCCAUUGGAGAUCAUGGAAACUUGAUCGUGGCUGUACCAGCUUUCAGCUCUGCCACAAAAUAUCUCAUGUGAGUAAUGUUAGUAGUUAGGUUAACAAGUGAUGAAUAACAUCAUCGCUUUAUCCACUUCUAGGGUUUUUGCAAAGAUUUACAACAAAGCACCAAUUUAAAAGUAGGAAGGAUCAAACUUGUGGCCUGUUCUUGUCACAGUGCAAGAGCGAGGGAUGGGGUGGGAGGGCAGGGGGGACUUUAGCUAAGGCUUUCGAAACCGUCUCCUCCAGGACUCUUCUCACCCGGACGAUCAGACUUCACGAUCAGCUAUUAUCCCAUUUACUGAAGGAGACUCGUUGAGGGAAAAACUGCUGGGACAAAAUUUUGCGGAGUAGCGUGUUCCAGACGUUCGGUUGGUGAACGGAGCGAAUAAUAAACGGCGUGAUAAUAGCGGCAGAGCGAAAACGAGGGAAGUUCUGAUCGGUUCGCGUAGAGAAUGUAGUUCAUUACGAGACCCGACCCAACCUCCCUCGUUUUUAACUCAAGCCAGGGCUCGAAAUUAGCACUCGCAAACUCGCGAAAUGCGAGUGGUUUUUCGAAGUUGCGAGUCUAAAAAAUAUCCUCUAGCAAACAUUUGCUAGUUAGGUUCCUUCUUUUGCUAGUAAAAAAAAUCUUACUAGCAAAACUUUGCUAGUAGACAAAAAAGUUAAGUUCGAGCCCUGCAAGCCAGUUUUUAUUUUACUCCUCCGCUACAUUCGCGCUGUUAACAAUCGCGCUUCGUUUUCUUAACCCUUUACACCCUAACAUCAGCAUGCAUAUUCUCCAUACUUUUCUUAUACAUUUCUAAGGGUUCUGAAAAGAAGAAUUUGUUUAAGAAUCAAGAGUUUCCUGCGUUGUUGAUCAUUUCCAUAAUUCUCAUGACCUUAAUGUUUUAUUCAGGGAUGAUAUUGUAAGAAGAAAUUAGAUGCCAGUCACUCUUAGGGGUUAAAGGGUUAACUGACUGCUUGUUGUUAGAGUGCAAUUGCUGAGUGAAAAUGUUUGUUAUAAAUAUUCCUUCACGGAGGAAAUUAUUGACAGAUGAGGAAAAUUUAUUCAUGUUUGGAAUUUUUUUCAGGUAUUCAGUGAACGAGGGCCGCUGUUGGUUCAAGCAUCCUUUUACAAACCGCGACUUCACUGUCACCGGGUUGGUCACAGAGCCGGGUGGAAAAACAAUGAGGUUCAGUUUGUGGGGAUUUACUUUACCUUCAAGAGAGUGGCAGGUUAUCACUGUGGACUUUGAGAACGUACUCAAAAGAGCUUGUAAGUUGCCAAAGUUUGCUGGUUUUCGGUGAGACUCCGCGCGCCUUGCCUAAGAACAGAAGGUGAUAAAUACCAUUGGGAUUUCAGGAAGGGGUGCGUUUUGUGGUUGGUCCAGAAAACACACGCCUCUUUCUCAACCAAUGGCGUUAUGGCCACUCGCGUUUUCCCUUGCGUUACUUCGCCCGCCGAUUGGUCCAGAAAUCACGCACCACCAUCUCGACUAAUCAGAUACAAAGCUAAAACCAAUCGUGUCCCGGCCACCCGUGUUUUCCCGCGGUUUAAUUCGGUCGGUGAUUGGACAAGGAAUUUCCUGCCCAAUUUCGAACAAAAUGUAGAAAACAUUUAAAAAGGCUUAACUUUUCUUAAAAAGUUAAAAAUUUUUAUUGAUGGUGAAUGUUUUUAAGCAGGGUUGCCUUUUUUUAUUUUGGCGUUGCUGCACAAACAAAGAAUUUAAUUUCGCUGAUUCGUGCGUUUUACAGGUUAUAUUAAUGAUAACUGAACACUAAAAUGGCUUCCUAAGACGUUGCGCAACUGUGUUCGUUGUUAAUCUUUCUUAUAAAAGAAAAUUUUGGCUGUUUUAUUGUAAACAAGUAAGCGCUUGUUUCCUCUUAAAGUUAGGGAUUAAUUGUGUUUUCAGAAGUUGCAGAAAUCAAUCCUUAAUUUUACUCGGCCUCAUGCGAUUACAUACUCCAAUCAAUUGCAACUUCGUAUUCUCUCGUGUUUCCCGCGCUCGGAGCCGGUCACAUGUAUUUACCCUGAAUCCUUAUUGGCUUUCUUUUCCAUUUCCCUUUGCUUUGAUUGGCCGUUGAAAUCAUUUGAAAUGGCUCCUGAUGGAUGUUGUUUUUCUCUAGGUAAAGACGACGAUUACGAAAAGUGGAUACCUCACGGUAAAGGGGCGAAAAACGGAUGCUUGCUGGGUAGAAAAGUUUACAUUCUAAGACCAAAGAAAGAGAGUCUGUAAGGAAAUAAUUUUGACUUUUAUCUACAUACAUGACCGUACGGUCUCCUCUCUGAUGCCUAAAGAUAUAAAACUCCAGCGUUAAAACGCAUUUACAAAUUAAAGCAACAGAGCGGUCAAACAUUGGGCAUGCGCAAGGGGAUCAAUUUUGACCGGACGCGCGUUAAUUUCCCGCGUAAAAUUUCAAAUGGAAAUGUUUAAGAAAGAAGCGUUGACACGCCAGAUACGCGAAACUUAGUACUAGAGGAAAGGUAUAGACAGUAGAUCUCGUUAGUUAUUCUCCUUACUGUUAGCCAUACAAUUCUGAUGAUGUUAGUUCGGAGAAAUUGGUAUUGGAUCAAAUAAUAAUCCCCUAAUUGAUAUUUUUCUCCUUUCUCAUCACUUGUCGUCUUAAUGUUGUAUUGAUGUUCUAAGGAGAAAUUCUGUCUUGGUCACUCAUGAGAUUUAAAGGGUUUAAGAUUGUUCACGAGGGUUAGUUAGCUAAAGUAUUUUAACUGUUGUUUGUUGCAGUUGUUUUAAUGGAGUGGAUUAUAUCCAUCAUGAAAAAAGUGAAUGCUGUGAGUGUACACACGAUGAUAUUGAAUGGUAAGGCAGCAAAGAGUGCAAGGGAACAUAUCAUAGUUUGUUCCAGGCGUUCAGUUUGUGAAACGGAGCGAAAUAAUGAACGCCGCGAUAGUCACGGGGGAGUUAAAAAAACGGGGGAGGUUUGGGUCGAGUGGCAUUGCGCUACCCGACUCAGACUUCCCUUGUUUUUCAACUUUCCGUUUCUAUUGCGUCAUUUACCAUCUUGUUUCGUUUUGUUUAACUGAAUGCCUGGAGCUGGCUAAAGAUAUCAGAGCUCAUGCAGAAUCUUCGAAAACAACGUAACCAAUAUAUAUAUAUAUAUAUAUAUAUAUAUAUAUAUGUUAUGGUUCUACCCUAAUUGUUUGUGCAAUUUGUUGAAUUCCAGUUAAUUUUAAUAACUCUCUCUGGAGGGCUCUAGUGUAUGUGGAGUAGUGGAGGGAAAAACCAAUGGGCAAAUACGAAACAUGAAAGCCGCACACGGAGUGGGGUCGAAAUGACGUGUGAUACUUCUCGCUCCCAGUUUCCACGCUGUUUCUUAAAUGUUGUUGUUUUUUUUUCACCUGCUCAACGGAAAUAGUCUAAAACGAAGGAAUGUUCAUGCUUUAGUUAUGAACUGAAUUGCGCCCCCGAAAACCCCGUGGAAUACCCUUCAUUGAACAGUUUAUUGCCGCGUUGAUGGAUUUGCCAAUAUUUUGUUCUUUUCGUUUUUUCUUUUUCCUCAGCGACUACGGCUAUCAUCCAAAUGGAAAUGAUUGCGUGAGGGACGAACACAAACCUCCAGAGCUUUGUAUACAUGGUGACGUGGAAACAGACAAUUUAGGGUCAGUAAGGCUUGUGUUGUGUGAUUUUGCGGUAUGACACUGCGCAUCCAUAUGGCGCAUAGAUUCACGCGUGACCAGAGUGACGAAUUAUGGUAUAUUGUGGCUUUGUCGCGACAAUAGCAAAUCAGUAUUGUGAUUAUGCUGUUUUAAAAAAUUCAUGUCGUGACCGAUCUUUGUCAGUUUGGCUUGUGUGUUGCUUGAUAAAUGAAACUAUUGGAUCUGAAGAAAAUUUGGCCGCUAGUGACGUCAUCUAGGCCGUCGUCUGUGCCGUCAUCUGUUCUCCAAUAGAUCAUAGAUAAGAACCAAUAAAACUGCCUGUAUAAUUCAGCUAAAUAUAUAAUAUAAUUUGUUGUAGAUAUCGACGUAUUCCAGGUGAUCAGUGCUGUGGAGGUGAUCCUAUUGUGAAUAAGUAUUUAGACUCACAGCAGCUCUGUAAAAAUGCUUCAUGGUACGAAUACGGGAUGAAUUAUGACUAUGAGGCAAAAUUUGCAAAGAAGGUAAGGACGCCGUUUUUUUAUAUUAUUUUAUUCAAUCGCUUGGGAGCGGGUCUUUAUUGUGAGCGCUACGGCACCAGUCUUUUUUUCACCCGCGGGAAAAGUAUAACGGCUUCAGCAACGCGAGCUGGCGAGAGGUCUGCAGGGGGUCUGGUACUGAUGAUGAUUAUUAGUGCCAGACCCCUUGCAUACUUCUCCUCGACGCGUCUCAAAUCUACAGGGCUCAUAAUGAAUAAUGAAUAUUCGAAGAGUUUAAGGAUUUCCACUUCAGAGGAAAUCCUUUUAGUAUCUAACUUUUUUUAACUUUGUCGUUAGAUCGCCGUGGACUUUUUUAUACUGCAUAUUAUGUUUCACUGCCGAGCUAUAAAAUUUAUCAUUAUUUUAUUUACUCGAGGCUUUCGACAUUGUCGAUCCUAGCAGUAUGCAUGACGUGUUUCCAUAUGAAUCAAAUAUUGGCCUAGCUAACCUUAGCUUGAGAUCAGGCCCUCAUUAUUGGCGCUGCAGGACGCGCUUUUCUCUGUCCGCGGAAAGAUUUGAGACGACUCGGAGAGAAGUGUGAAGGGGGUCUGGCACUAAAAACUUAUUAUAAGUUCCAGACCCUCUCGGCCCACGUUCCUCAAGGUCAUAUCCUUCCCACGGACGAAGAAACGGUCAUGCUCAAGCACUAUUCGGCAGGCUAAGGUCAUCUUAGACUGAAUGUUUCUAGUGGUCAUAGUUCUUUUCCCCGUUUACUUGCCACUCACUCACGCAUCACAGAUACCGAGGCAGUGUUUCAACAUAGUUAAACGGAAUUCUUGAUAUAUUAACCCUUUCAAUCCCUGGAGUGACCAAAUAUGAGUUUCUCCUUACAAUACCAAUACAUUUUUAAGCAGAAGGGUGACGAGAAGUAAAGAACUUAUCAAGCAUGGGAUACCAUUUGAGUUCACACCAAAUUCUCAGACUUAAAAUUAUAAAAAAUAUACGGCAGACAGUGUGGAGAAUCAAUCAUCAGAUCUUUUUCUUUUCUAUCUGUAGAAGGCGCACAGUAAAGGUGCGGUAUGGAUAGUCUUUCCUAUGGUUUUGAUUUUGAUUGUGGCCGGUGUGUACUUUGGCAGAAAAUACUGGAAGGUUCAUAAAAUGUAAGUGCAUUUAUAUCUUACACGAUGUGAUAUAACCUCUGUUUCAGAUAAUCUCUAUUCAGUGGAAAUUUUAUUUACAUCAAACAAACUUGAAUUCCAACCGCGAAAAAAAAAAUAUGUACCAAGUCUGCUUAUCGUAUGAUCCUGUCGUUCUCAGUCACACAAUCGUACGGAAUAACAAAAUUGAAAAGGAUAAAGGAAAAAUCUCCAAUAAGUUACUUGCAGUGCCCCCUUUCCCCCCUCAACAAUAUUGCCUGAAACUAGUGACCAUUUUGUUAACUCCAGGUAACACUGAAAUGGGAGAGAGGGAGAUGGAAAUAAAGGUUUUGGAAAAAAUCUAGAAAGUAGUGGUGCGUGCCAAGAAUUUUCCAACUCAUUGUAACCUGGAGUAUCUUGAGGAAAUGUCGCAUUACAACUUUUGUUUUGUAUCAUUGCAGCCGCCCCUCUUAUCGCUACUCUAAACUUUCUCAAGACGACGUGGAAGAAAUGGAGGGCUCUGAGAGUUUCAAGUAUGAUCCCAGACCCAAAGGAUUGCGGGCGUAUCGAGAUUGUGAUACCAGUGAUGAUGUAAGUGCUGCCUUUGCUCUUUUCGUAUCAUGAAGACGAAUGCUUUUUUGAAGAGGUGAAAGGGGGGGGCAGGCUGGAAGAAUUUGGUUGUAUCGCUAUAAAUUGUGCUUGAUCCCUCUCCCCCCCUCCCCAGUCAAUUUUCUUUAGUCCUCCCUUUAUACUCUGACGAAUUUCAGAUAGGGGUUUCCCUUGAGUAGUAAGUUUCAAUCCUGCCCCAUUGGAAGGGAGGUGGUAAGAGAUUGAGGGAGGGGGGUAGUGGUGGGGUUUACAGAGAGAAUUCCAGCGCUCACGGAACCACUCAGGUUUGUAACGAAAUCUUCAUUUAACUUCCACAGGAUGCAGCAAUGAUCGACCUGUGA